AUGAAAGUUCUUGUAAAAGAUUAUAAGAAUACGAGGAAGCCUCCUAGGUGCACAAUCAAGGUGGAUAUAAGGAAAGCUUACGAUACUGUUAAAUGGCCUUUUAUUGAGAACAUGUUGUCUGCUCUGGGUUUUCCUGUCAUGUUUAUAAAAUGGGUCAUGGCUUGUGUUACCUCUCCCACUUACUCAAUAAUGAUUAAUGGGGGUAGUCAUGGUUUCUUUAAGGGAUCUAGAGGUAUUAGACAAGGGGAUCCCUUUUCUUCCCUACUGUCUAUCUCCCUUCUUACUAGGGCUCUUAAAACUUUUCAUUUGGUCUCGGGUCUUCAAGUUAAUGAGGAGAAAACAACCAAAAUGUUUGGUAAUGUUCAAGAUACUGUGAAAGAAGAGAUUCUGCAAAGAUCAGGGUUUGUUGAAAGCCAAUUUCCUUUUAGGUAUUUAGGGAUCCCUCUCAAUUCUAAAUACCUUAGAGUGAGUGAUUUUGAUGGUCUCAUUGAUAAAAUGAUGGCUAAGGUGCAUUGCUGGUCUAGUAGACACCUGUCUUAUGGCUGUACUUCCGUCUCCAAAUGCCCCCCUAUAUCCUGGGAGUGGGUUUGUAAACCUAAGGAUACAAGUGGACUUGGCAUCAGAAAUUAUUCACUGUGGAAUAAGGCAGCUUUAGGUAAACAAGUUUGGAAAGUUGCUUGUAAGAAGGAAUUUUUGUGGGUUAAAUGGGUUUAUGCUGUUUAUGUUAAGGAUAAAAAUUGGGAAGGCUAUGAAUGGCUACAGGGUGACCUAUCUGCUGUCAGUUGGACUAAAUGGAUUUGGAAUAAGGUCAAUAUUCCAAAACACUCUUUCAUAGCUUGGUUGGCUGUUCAUGACAGAUUAAGAUUGAGAGAUAGGUUGUGCAGGCUGGGAAUUUGUAAUGAAGAGGCCUGUUUGUUAUGUGGCUCGGAACCUGAGACCUUGCAGCAUUUGUUCUUCAAGUGUAGAUACAGUAAGGCUUGCAUGGUUAAUAUUUGUACCUGGAUUGGUAUAAGGUUCAGAACAUGUAAUAUUGAAGAAGCUUGGAAAAUGUGGAUUAGAGGUGUCAAAGACCAGACAAAGAGGAAGGUUUUGCUAGCUACUCUCAUUGCUUUACUGUAUCACGUUUGGCUUGCUAGGAACCAUUCCUAUUGGCAAAAGGCUGUGAUCCACCCUCAAAAACUAUGCAGGGUUAUCAGAUUGGAAGUUAUUGACAGAAGCCAGCAAUUGAUUAAUAGUUCAUGGUCUAGAGCUCAAGUCAAAUGGUUGUUUAAGCUUAAACAGUCUGUUUAG
This is a messenger RNA of Chenopodium quinoa (quinoa), 1290 nucleotides long. RefSeq lists its product as uncharacterized. The transcript has 4 exons. Lineage: Eukaryota; Viridiplantae; Streptophyta; Magnoliopsida; Caryophyllales; Amaranthaceae. The coding region runs from base 1 to 1290 and encodes 429 amino acids. The record is from RefSeq and is a predicted model, not a curated record.